UGUUGCAUUUGUUUUGAAAACAAAAUGGCGGUUUGGGGAGUGUAUCAAUAUUAAAUUCAUGAAAUCUCAAGGUAGAUUGACGUUUUACAAAGAUGUCAUCUUUGUUUCCCAGAAGUAGAACCUGAAGGUAACAAGGUGGGCUGAAGAUCGGUGAGAAAUGAGCUUAGGUACCGGUGCAUGGCUGAAAGCCUCUGGAUCGCGUGGGAUCAGAAAGCACCAGGGAGCCGUCAAUGUGGCAAAACGCCGACUAUCUACAAGAAACAGAUCUAAAGUGGAGAGACUUAGAGAGUACCUAAACGAUCUUCAUCUAGAAGAGAUAGAAACUGCAGCCACAGGUCGUAAAGCCUGUGGAAAGGUUCCAAGAUUGCAAGUCGAGUUGCGCGAUAUUCAAGUCCAAGAAGGAAGUAGCAGUGCUGGGAUCUUAGUUCGAAAUGAUGAUGAUCCGAUUGUAGGAGCUAAUCCGAUUAUUAAGAGAAAAGCUGGUGGAAAGCACAGGAAAAUUAGAUCAGCGAUAAAGACAGUGAACUUUGAUAGUUCUGUUCCAAGUGAAGAUAAAAAAUCACCAACCUCAGGGAUUUGUUUCCAAACCAACAAACACGCACAGAUUUCUAAGGGCUCGCUGGACGAAGUAUACCCUUCAGACAUUUCACAGUCUUCUAGCUGUACAGGAAAAGGAGACAAGUUUCUCUCAUCUUUAUCAUCAGGUCAUAUGCGCAGGCCAAAACGAAAAUCUGACAGAACAAUUAAGCAUGCGUUUGUUCCUUUAAUAGAUUUCAAUGGAACAAGAGAUCAGAAUGUGUGUGAUGACAGUAACAGAACUCUUGAUAUUAAUGACAAUGACAAUGAUAAUGUUGAUUCAGAUAUUUCUUGUGAUAAUGAUGAUGACAAUUUGAUGGACAGAGAUGAAUUUUCACUCUCCCCACCCAACAGUCCACUGUAUGACAUGCCCCCACCCUCUACCCCUGCUCAGAAAAAGGCAAGAAGAGAAAAGCGGAGCAUCCAGUUAGAAAGAUGGCGGAAAUAUGAGGCAUCAAAGUCUCGACAAGAAAGAUACCAGAGACGCAUGCAGGAAUCGGCCAAAACAGUUCAUCAAAAUGACUUAGCACAAGACUCAAAGCGGGUAAAGUGGAGUGUUAAUUUGGUGCAGACAGUCUACAUUGAUGAUAAAAAACAAUAAUACAAAAUAUCAGUAUUACUAGUAUUGCAUGUUCUGUUCAGGGUGCCAGGUACAAUACCUCCUGGGUGAUGGUCAAUAGUGAGGGCCCAGCUGUUAGGGUAAAAUUUGGACAAGUGACAUGGACUUGAGAAACAGGGACGUAAGACUAGAUGAAAAGUCAACAAAUGACAUAAAGAUGAGUCUUAUAC
Porites evermanni is the source of this 1365-nucleotide messenger RNA. NCBI's taxonomy places the organism in Eukaryota, Metazoa, Cnidaria, Anthozoa, Scleractinia, Poritidae. The record is from the annotation of a GenBank genome assembly.